GGGAAGCAGCCUGCUUCUGGCCAGGGAGUGGUAACCUGGAGACCGCAGUCCGAAGACGCCACGACGGAGGUGUCUUUAUGGACUCCUCCCUGGACGCUUUGGAGCUUGGCUUAUAAUUGCAUCUCUGAGGAUUCUUGGGUUGCUGUGGCAGGGGAUUGAAGGGGGCACCGAGGUUACAAAAGCUGUGACUAUUUUACAGAACCAAAAGAUGAGUCUCUGAAUACCUAGAAUGCCGGGGAGAAAUCGCCUGUUCCUUGGACCAUUUAGAAUCUAAUGCCACUCUGAUGAGAUGUUGGUGGGGUUUUUGGCCUUGAAGCACUUCUGUGGAGCAGAUGUAAUUAAUUGAUGCUGUUCUCUGAAGUAUUAAAUCUUACUGAUCAGUGUUGCCCCUGUUUCUUCAUUGCUCCAGAAUCACAGGUAAAGUGACCUCGUGAAUAGGAAUGCUUGCCCAAAUAUCAGGAUUGAAGAUAAUGGAUGAAGAUCGAUUAAUCGAAGAAGUCUUGGAUAAGUUUGUUAAUUGUCAUGAGCAAACAUAUGAAGAAUUUCUGGGCACUUUUACUCAUCUUUCUAAAGAGGAUGAUGUGACCAAAAUGGGAGCAUUUGGAACCAAUUCUUCAGGAAACAUAUUAACUUCAGCAAAAUUUACUCAUAAAAAUGAAUCUAAUGACCGUUGUCUUAGAAAUAAAACCAUCUUUCUUCAUACUUCAUCACAAUGUUCGGAAAAAGAACAGAUAGUGGUGAAUGAAGGCCAAAAAGUGGGCAGUUCCUUUCAAGGUGAUCUGAAUCGGGCAGGAAAAGUGAAGGUAAACAAUUUCCUAGAUUUAGAAGAUUUGGACAUGGAUGAAGAGAUUAAGCCCCAAAUGAGCAAGGAUUUGCUGCUGCUUCCAGGAGAAGUGGAACAGGACGUAAGCACCAGUGUUCCUUCUUAUUUUCCUUCCAUGGGCCAGCCUCUCGCCCCUGAAAUGAAGCCAAAGCCCGCUGUAAAAGGAAUGAACAAACCAAUGGAAGAGGUCCUGCACUGGGAAUUCAAUCAGUCUCGACACUGCCUGGAUUUGAUACCCAGAGAUGAAGUUCAACCCUUCUCACUUGAUGAAGAAUUUGAUUAUGACAAUGUGGCACUAACCCCCAAAUUCACUGCUGCAGAGAUAGAGACCAUCAAAGAGCUUUGCAAGCAAGAAAGAAAGAACACCAACACAGAUGUAGAGGAGCCCUGUGACUGAUUUGCUAAGGCAUCUCUGUGUUUAUUUUUAUUUUGCUCUUAUUCAAGCAACAUUAGAAUAAAAGAUUAACCUACUAUAAGUCCCUUUAUGGAAA
Molecule: messenger RNA, 1314 nt
Organism: Cynocephalus volans (Philippine flying lemur)
Lineage: Eukaryota; Metazoa; Chordata; Mammalia; Dermoptera; Cynocephalidae
Gene: IFTAP
Product: intraflagellar transport associated protein
Exons: 9
Coding region: 441-1220 (259 amino acids)
Biological process (GO): acrosome reaction; spermatogenesis
Cellular component (GO): 9+0 non-motile cilium; cytosol
Molecular function (GO): intraciliary transport particle A binding
Source: RefSeq, a predicted model, not a curated record